Molecule: messenger RNA, 1224 nt
Organism: Symbiodinium pilosum
Lineage: Eukaryota; Dinophyceae; Suessiales; Symbiodiniaceae
Source: the annotation of a GenBank genome assembly
AUGGUCAUGGCGUAUCUCAGGAACAGAGAUGUCAUGCUUCGCCAAACUCGACACCUGCGUCUGGCCGACAUGGUGCAGCUGACGGACUGUCUCAUGGGUUCUCGUAGCAAAGCAAUAAUACAAUCUUUUUUGUGCCUUUGCUUGUUUACAAUUUACGAUCUGGGCAAGGAGAAGAACUACUGCUUCGUAUGGUCUGAAGAAGCCGUAGAUCCAAACAAGAUUCUGCUGUUCCCGAAAGCAUUCCGCGCGAAGUACGCCGACCUAGGGCCUGGCCUGGCUGCGUCAACGCCAGACGAGGAGGUCUGCCGCAUCAUCGUGAAGUCUGCGGGCGGUGAUGAAGGUACCGUGGGCAGCGAGAACGUAUUUGGCGGCAAAAUCCUGGAACAGCUCUUGGAGCAUAAGCUCCAGGAGAAGAUGGCCGGGGCCCAGCAUUUGGAGGGCACCAAGUCGGAGAUGAAACUGUUGAUGGAGGAGAAGCUGAAAGCAGAGACGAUACAGCGAGAGCAGCAGCAGGAGCGCCUCAAGGAGCUGGAGUCAUUACGCGGCCAGCAUGAGGAUCACCAGAACAAGCAGCAGUUGCUGAUGCAGCAGCUCCAGGAACAACAGUUGCAACUGCAACGGCAGCAGCAAGAGCAGAUGGAGGCCCUCCGGAAGCAGCAGGAGAUGGAGUUGGAGCGUCUUCGGAAGCAGCAAGAGGAAGCAUCUGCUGCAGCGGUGGCAGCACUUGAAGCUGCCAAAGAGAAAGAAGCACCACCAGCACCUGUGCACCCGACCGACCCAACUCUUCGCAGGCCGACAGAAGCAGCGGGGGCGCCAUCUUCGCGCCCCAGUCGAAUUCGGCGGCAGACCACAGACCAUUCACUCCAUUCACUCCAUGCGCUCCGGUUUCGAAUUCCUACGGGCAGCCCUGAAGAGGAAGGAAGACCACGUCAAAACCAUCCUGCACUUCAUGCCGCUCUGGCCCAGAUGGCAGCCAUUCUUCGGGUUGCCAAGGAGAGGGAGCAGAAUUUCAAGGCAAGCGAGGAGUUUCAAGAUCAAAUGCUGCGCGAUCUGCAAGCCGAGCGUGAUGGGUGGAAACAGGAGAUCCAGAUGUUGACGGAGCAGGUUGGCGAUCUUCGACAGAGCCUGGAGGACCCCUCCUGGCAGCGCCGGCCUGGUAGCGGCAGCCUUCAUGCCGCACUUUGCCCGCCCGAGGUCAUGGACCAGCCUGGCAGGAGCCCCUAA